Molecule: messenger RNA, 2171 nt
Organism: Spodoptera exigua (beet armyworm)
Lineage: Eukaryota; Metazoa; Arthropoda; Insecta; Lepidoptera; Noctuidae
Source: the annotation of a GenBank genome assembly
AGUGUCAAACGUGUAUAUCAAUACCGCCGUUAGCGAUAUUCAUAAUUUAUUGAUAUUUUCUUAAAAUACGCAAAAAUUAUACUACUUACUUCUAAGUUGACUUCAUUUAAAAACAUAUCAAAGUGCCAAGAAGUUUUAUUACGGUCAGAAAAUAAACAUAACCUCAAAAUGUCUGACGACGAUGAUGUUGUGUUGGUGAAGAAACCAAAACAGGUUCAUUAUGGGUCCCUGGAGGAACAGGAGAAGGCCAGGCUGGCUGCCCUGGCUGCUGCAGCCAAGGAAGGUGCUGAAGACAAUGGCGGAAAGGAUUUGGGAGAUAUACAAGUUUCAAGUGAAUAUAUGGAGCUCGAAGAGGAGAUGUCUCGGGACAAGAAAGCUCUGCUUGAAGAGUUUGAGAGGAGACGCAAAGCUCGGCAGCUCAAUGUUUCCACUGACGAUGAUGAGGUGCGCCGCAGUCUUCGUCAGCUCGGCGAGCCGGUGUGUCUGUUCGGAGAGGGACCAGCAGAGAGACGCGUGCGACUCCGAGAUCUACUGAGCUACUUAGGAGAAGACGCGAUUCACAAGAAACUAGAGGAGGAGGAGGCUCGUAUAGAGAGGGACAGAGGGCGAGAGGGCACGUGGUACCACGAGGGACCGCCAGAACUCAGAGAGGCUAGGCUUUGGAUAGCUAGGUACUCUUUACCUAAGGCUAAACUCAGGCUAUACCAGGCUCGCGAGGACCUGAAGCUAGCAGGCAGCGUUCGGGCUGCAGCCAAACAGGAAUCACAGAGGAAGGCUGCUGCCGUGGCCAUCUAUUGCAGCCAGAUUGGUGAUACACGCCCGAUUAGUUUCUGCAGAUUUAGUAGCGAUAGUAAAAUGCUGAUUACAGCAAGUUGGUCUGGGCUCUCCAAAGUGUGGUCAGUUCCGGAAUGCACAGCACUGCAAGUACUGAAGGGUCAUAAGUGCAAUGUCAGCGGCGCCGCCUUCCAUCCUACUGCUGCCAUGCCGGACCAUUUUCAGAGAAAGCUUGAAGAAGAGAAAGAGAAGUUGGCGACAGACAGCGAGAAUCCGAUGGAGGUAGAGACUGCAGCUGUCCCCGAGCCCGCUGUCGUGAUGCAGGAUACCGAGGGAGUCUCUGAGUCCUGCACCAUGGCGACAUGCGCUUACGACGGAACUGUGUAUUUGUGGAAUUUCAAAAGUGAAUCGCCACUGUGUUCCCUGGACGGCCACAGUCCGGCCCGGGUAGCGAGGCUAGACUUCCAUCCGUCAGGUCGAUUCCUCGCCACCACCGUGUUCGAUCACUCUUGGAGAUUAUGGGAUCUGGAAACUGCGACGGAGGUAUUACAUCAGGAGGGACACGCUAAGCCGGUGUACAGCAUCGCCUUCCAGGGAGACGGAUCCCUCGCUGUUACAGGUGGUAUGGAUGCCUUCGGUCGUGUCUGGGAUUUGCGAACAGGUCGAUGUGUCAUGUUUUUAGAAGGUCAUUUGGGUCCAGUCCUAGGGACUGACUGGUCCCCGGCUGGACAUCAUCUCGCCACCGCCGCCGCUGAUCAUCAGACUAAAAUUUGGGAUUUAAGAAGACGAUCAGCUUUAUACACGAUACCUUCACAUACACACCUCUUAAGUGACGUGAGAUAUCAGAAGAGCCACGGCCACUUCCUUCUGACGUCUUCGUACGACAAGACUGCCAAACUAUGGUCCAACCCUGCCUGGCAUCCGCUUCGCACUCUCUCCGGACAUGAUAAUAAGGUUAUGAGUGCGGAUAUUUCGUACGACAAUAAAUUCAUAGCGACCUGUUCCUACGAUAGGACCUUCAAAUUAUGGGCUCCAGACCUCGCGUAGACACGAUAUUAAUGUCUUAAUUACUAUAAAAAUCUUCAACAUAAUUUAUCAGGCAAUACCUAUGAUCUUCGCAUCGGUCGUUUGGAACUGACCUUCAUCCAGCAGCGCCCUCCGACAUUCAACAGACUUCUAAAUUAAUACUAAAAUAUGUAAUAUUUUGGGGUGUUGUAUAAUUUUCGAGUACGCUCGACUGGUUUCGAGCGCCGCCGGGUCUCAUAAUUAGUAAAUAUUUUUGCAAUUUUUUUAUAUUGUCGUAAAUUAUGUUGGUUUGCAUAAAAGGUUAACAAAAUUCAUUCCGGUUUUUGUUAAAUCUGAUGUUAGAGUCUUAUACAUUUGUUUUUUCAACUGAA